Messenger RNA from Saccharomyces eubayanus, 3873 nucleotides. It is a transcript of the gene STE6, whose product is annotated as ATP-binding cassette a-factor transporter STE6. Gene Ontology annotation, biological process: transmembrane transport. The record is from RefSeq and is a predicted model, not a curated record. Bases 1 to 3873 code for a protein of 1290 amino acids. NCBI's taxonomy places the organism in Eukaryota, Fungi, Ascomycota, Saccharomycetes, Saccharomycetales, Saccharomycetaceae. The transcript has a single exon. Gene Ontology annotation, molecular function: ATP hydrolysis activity; ABC-type oligopeptide transporter activity; ATP binding. Gene Ontology annotation, cellular component: membrane.
AUGAACUGUCUUCGAGAUUUCAAGAGUGGAAGACGAUACCACAUCUUCCAGAACUUAAGCAUACGCAAUGACUACAAACUGCUAUCGGUAAUGGUAGUGAGUACAGUGGCAACGGGUCUGGUACCGGCAGUUACUUCUGUCUUGACAGGCAGGGUGUUCGACUUACUAUCGGUGUUUGUACUUAGUGGGGCCCAUCAUGAUCUGUACCCGCAACUGGUGCGAAGAUCAAUGGCAGUAAUGGCGCUUGGAGUUGCCUCUGUACCAGCCAUGUGGCUUUCAUUAACCGCUUGGAUGCGUAUUGGUGAAAGACAAGGCUUUAGAAUACGGUCGCAACUACUGGAGGCAUAUUUGGAGACGAAGCCGAUGGAAUGGUACGAUGCCAACGAAACUUUGCUAGGAGAUUUCACUCAGGUAAACAGAUGCGUGGAGGAACUGAGAGCAAGCUCAGCGGAGGCAUCUGCUGUAACGUUCCAAAACCUUGUCGCCAUAUGCGCCCUUAUAGGGACAUCGUUCUACUAUUCGUGGUCACUGACUUUGAUUAUCCUUUGUAGUUCUCCAGUAAUCACCGUAUUUGCUGUGAUAUUUUCCAAAAUGAUCCAUAUGUACACACAAAAGGAAAAUACAGAGACCAGCAAAGCAGCUCAGUUGUUCACAUGGUCGAUGAAUGCCGCUCAAUUAGUGAGAUUGUACUGUACUCAGCCUUUAGAAAGACAGAAAUUUCAAGAAAUUAUUUUGAGCUGCAACACGUUUUUCAUCAAGAGUUGUCUCUAUGUCGCUGCUAAUGCUGGGAUCCUGAGAUUCCUAACAUUGACAAUGUUUGUCCAAGGGUUCUGGUUUGGCUCUACCAUGAUCAGAAAGGGAAAAUUAAACAUCAAUGAUGUCAUCACUUGCUUCCAUUCGUGCAUCAUGCUAGGCUCCACUUUGAACAAUACUCUACAUCAAAUUGUCGUUCUUCAGAAAGGUGAAGUUGCUUUAAAGAAAAUUAUGGCUUUACUGGAGAGUAAUUCCAAACAGAAUGCCUUAAAUACUAGAAGGCAUAUCCAACCAGCAUUAGACUAUGCCGCUAGUGAUUUGGUUUUUGAGAACGUUUCGUUUGCAUAUCCAAGUAGACCUUCAGAAACCGUUUUGCAAAAAGUUAAUUUAAGAUUUCCUGCAGGUCAGUUCACUUUUAUAGUUGGAAAAUCAGGUUCCGGUAAAUCUACAAUAUCCAACUUAUUAUUGAAUUUUUACGAUAACUAUGAUGGGUCGAUCUUAAUCAAUGGCCGAAAUACUCAAUCAAUCCAACGAAAAAGCCUAAUCAGCAAUAUCACUGUUGUGGAGCAACGUUGUACUCUAUUUAAUGAUACCUUAAAAAAGAAUAUACUUUUAGGCUCAACAGGUUCAAUAAGAAAUGCUGACACCAACAUCAUUGGAAAUAACAGUAUAAUCAAAGACGCAUGUAGGAUGGCCCUCCUGGAUAGGCUGAUUCUAGAUCUCCCUGACGGACUAGAAACAUUAAUCGGGAGCGGAGGUGUAUCAUUAAGCGGUGGGCAACAGCAAAGAGUUGCUAUCGCCCGUGCAUUCAUUAGAGAUACUCCAAUAUUAUUCCUGGAUGAAGCUGUCUCUGCGUUGGAUAUAGUUCAUCGCGACCUAUUGAUGAAGGCAAUUCGACACUGGAGAAAAGGAAAGACCACAAUUAUACUGACACAUGAUCUAAGUCAAAUCGAGUCUGAUGAUCAUUUAUACGUGAUGCAAGAAGGUAGAGUUAUUGAAAGUGGUAUCCAAUCGGAAUUGUUGGCUGACUCCGCUACCACAUUCAGUAAAUGGUACUGUCUACAAAACGACUUUUCUGAUGCGAAAACUAUCAUCAAUACAGAGACUGAGGAAGAUUCUGUAUACACCACGGAAAGUUUUAACUCUCAACUGGAAACUCCCAAAAUCGGAGUAGACCUAAACAAAUUAGAGUAUAGUGAAACAGAUCAGUUAUCUUUUUAUGAAACAACUCAUCGCCAGAGAUCGAACUACAAGACAAAAAGAAUAAGAAUCGAGGACGAAGAAAACGUACAUACUGUAAAACAAGAAAAUGAUAUCGAAAGCUCAACCGGGCCCCAAAUCUUAAGCAUUUCUGCAAUCAUAAAAAGAAUGAUCAAGGAUAUUAGAUAUAAGAAGAUUUUGAUCUUAGGGUUAUUGUGCUCUCUCAUUGCCGGUGCCACAAAUCCCGUAUUUUCAUACACAUUCAGUUUCCUGAUGGAAGGAAUUGUCCCAUCCACAGAUGGGAAUACCGGUUCUUCAUUUUACUUGGCGAAAUGGUCAUUUAUUGUUCUUGGUGUGGCUGCAGCAGAUGGUAUUUUUAAUUUUUUCAAGGGAUUCCUGUUAGGUUACUGUAGUGAAUAUUGGAUUAUGGAUCUUAGAAGCGAAAUCAUGGACAAACUAACAAGAAAGAACAUGAACUGGUUUUCUGGUGAAAGUAACAAGGCUUCUGAAAUUUCCGCCUUAGUCUUGAAUGAUCUAAGGGAUUUACGAUCUUUAGUCUCUGAAUUUUUGAGUGCAAUGACUAGUUUUGUUACUGUAUCCACUAUAGGACUAGUCUGGGCAUUAAUAUCAGGCUGGAAAUUAAGUUUAGUUUGUAUAUCGAUGUUCCCGCUGAUAGUGAUUUUCUCAGCUAUUUAUGGUGGCAUCUUACAGAAUUAUGAAACGGAUUACAAAACAUCUGUCGCUCAGCUAGAAAAUUGCUUAUAUCAAAUAAUGACUAGUAUCAAAACCAUUAAAUGUCUACAAGCUGAAUUCUAUUUUCAAUUAUCGUAUCAUGAUUUUAAAAAAAAAAUGGAACAUAUUGCCUAUAAACGUGCCGUUGCUACGGGCUUUGGCAUAUCAGUGACAAAUAUGAUUGCCAUGUGUAUUCAGGCCAUUCUUUACUAUUAUGGACUAAAGCUGGUCUUGGUUCAUGAAUACACCUCAAAGAAAAUGUUUGAAACGUUCACCUUGCUAUUGUUCACUAUUAUGUCGUGCACUAGUUUAAUAGGCCAAAUUCCUGAUAUUAGCAGAGGCCAACGUGCCGCCAGUUGGAUAUAUAGAAUUCUCGAUGAAGAAGAGGAUACUCUAGAGAUUGAAGACAGCGAUGCGAGAGCACUAGACAUAAGUGGUGCUGAGUAUUAUAGAGACAAGAAUAUACCUAUUGUUUCGAUACGAAAUCUGACAUUUUCCUACCCAUCCGCUCCAAAUGUCCCUAUUUUUAAAAACAUGAACCUUGAAAUGUUUUGUGAACAAACAAUGGGAAUUGUAGGUGAGUCAGGGUCAGGGAAAUCUACACUCUCUCUUUUACUAACAAGGCUUUAUAACUGUGAGGCAAACAACAUUAUAAUUGACGGUACAGAUGUAAAUGAUUGGAAUUUGUCAAGUUUGAGAAGGCAAAUUUCAGUAGUUGAGCAAAAACCUUCUUUUUUCGAUGGCUCCAUUAGAGAUAACUUAACUUACGGCUGUCUGGGUGAAAUGCUUGAAGUUGAUAUUUACGACGUACUAAAAUACGUGGGGAUUUAUGAUUUCGUAGCUUCAUUACCUCACGAGCUGGAUACACGUAUUGAUACAAACUUAUUGUCGGGUGGGCAAGCACAGAGACUUUGUAUAGCCAGAGCAUUAUUAAGAAGAUCUCAGAUUUUGAUUUUGGACGAAUGUACCUCAGCUUUGGAUUCUGUCAGUUCUCAUAUUAUCAACGAUCUUGUUAGAAAAGGGCCACCUGGCCUGCUGACUUUGGUCAUAACACAUAGUGAACAGAUGAUGAGGUGUUGUAAUUCUAUCGCUGUUUUAAAACACGGUAAAGUAGUUGAAAAAGGAAACUUUGAUGAUUUAUAUAAUAAGGAAGGAGAAUUGUUUCGCAUUGUUUCUAACAGAAGUUAA